Molecule: messenger RNA, 4650 nt
Organism: Stylophora pistillata
Lineage: Eukaryota; Metazoa; Cnidaria; Anthozoa; Scleractinia; Pocilloporidae
Product: mediator of RNA polymerase II transcription subunit 14
Biological process (GO): regulation of transcription by RNA polymerase II
Cellular component (GO): core mediator complex; mediator complex
Molecular function (GO): transcription coregulator activity
Source: RefSeq, a predicted model, not a curated record
AGAACGAGCCAGCGAUCAUUUGCGUUGGCGCAAACAUGGCGUCCACGGAAGUCUCUGCUGACAGUGGCACAAAAAUCAACCUGUCUAUGUUGGUUGAUUUCCUUCUGCAGAAGACUUAUCAUGAUCUAACAGUGCUGUCAGAACUUUUACCAAGGAAAUCAGAUAUAGAGAGAAAAAUUGAAAUUGUGCAGUUUGCUAGUAAAACACGCCAGCAGUUUGUGCGGUUACUUGCUUUGGUAAAGUGGGCAGCAAGUGCUGACAGGGUUGACAAAUGUCAGGCAAUCUCAACUAUUUUGGACAAACAGUCUAUGCUGUUUGUAGACACUGCAGACAUGUUGGCAAGAAUGUCCCGAGAAACUCUUGUAAAGGCAAGACUGCCCACCUUUUGUCUGCCAGCAGCAGUGGAUGUCCUGACUGGAGGGACUUAUCCUCGCCUUCCAACAUGUAUUAGGGAUAAAAUUGUACCUCCAGACCCUAUAACUACUGUGGAAAAGACAAAAACGCUGCAGAGAUUGAAUCAAGUAAUUCAACACAGACUGGUGACCUCUAAACUGCCACCCGAAAUGGGUCAGAUGAUUAUUGCUGAUGGAAGAGUAAAGUUCAGAGUGGAACAUGAAUUUGAGGUGAUGUUAACUCUCAUGGGUGAUGACUCUUCCAUCCCAUGGAGGGUUUUAUCUAUCGACUUUUUGGUCCAGGAUAUGGAAACUGGAGAUGGCAAGUCCCUUGUUCACGCCCUUCAGACCCAGUACAUUCAUCAGCUUGUGCAGUCAAGACUAUUUGCUGAAGAAAAUCCUCUUGUUGAUUUGUACAAAUGUUUACAUUCAUUUUGUCUUUCUCUUCAGUUGCAAGUUCUUCACUUUCAGGCAAAGCAGUUGAUGGCUGAACGAUGGGGAGAUAACAUUCGAAUAGAGGAGUAUGCCAUUGGCAAAACGCUUGUUGUAUCAUAUUGGAGAAAUAAAAGCCCAGUUCAACAAGGUCAGAAAACAGGUCAUAAAAUAACGAUAUGUGAAGAUUCUAUUGAUGAUCCAACCAGUCUCUGUGUCCAGCACUCACCAGCUCUUCCUUUUGAGUUUAAUCAGGAUUGCAUCUCUAAAGUCAUUCCUGGUGACCUGUACAUAGAAAAGCUCUUGACACAUACCAUAAAAGCUCAGUCAAAUGUGAAGCUUAAGGGACUGCUACAGAUGUUGAUGCAGGAUUCAUCCUUGAAAUCCAAAGUUACACUGGAUGACUUUUGCCCAAGUCUUGUGAUACAAGUUAUGCCUAAGCCCACCCCUGCAGAGACUCUAAUUGUCACAGUUGGAAAUAGGAACGGAAUAUUUCAAGUGUCACUGGGUAGUGGUGAAGAUAAUGCUGUUUGUACAGAGCUUGAAAACACAUUAAACACAAACUUGGACCAAUUUCUUACUGUGUUAAGAGAUGCAAGGUGCCAGCUUUAUGUCAAGCGAUACAUGAAAUCCACCGUUGAUCUUCCCGUCACCGUGUCUUCGUCUUUACCAGUAGUGAACUUAGCAGAUCACAAAUUAUCGCAGCUCAGCAAACACAAACUUUUCAUCCAGUUCCGCCGCCAUCCAUCCUACUGUCUGGUGGUUGAAGUACUGUGUAACGAAGAUUCGGAAGAAGCCGCCACAAAGUAUCAUCUCCUAAAAGUGAAACCUACGUUUGGCGAUGAAGUAAAUGAGGCAAGCGCAUCAACUGACUCAAGCAAUGGAGAUCAAAAACCCCAGCGAGUUGAGGUCAAGAAAGAGGGGAUAAAAAGCCAAGAUCGAACAAGGCAAAGUUGUGAUGGUGCAAGGAAUGCUAUCGCAGAGACCAAACAAAAGAGACGCGCGCUCUUCUUGACCGCUGGUCACAUGGUCACCUUGAAUGCACAAAAACUGACAGAUUAUGCUGGGACGCCGCUUGAAGCAGGAUUUCUUUCUAGCAGAGAGGACGGUGAAGGAAGAAAGCGAAAGCUCGACUCUUCAGGGGAAGAACCCCAUGGAAACAAGAAAUUGAAGACUUUAAAGGAUGUUCUAGAAGAAGGAAGAAAUAAUUCUACUUAUGAUCCAACCAUGGGUCAUGUGAUUGCCAUUUGUCACGCAAGAAUGCCGUUCGUUCAGCUCCGCGAGGAGUUGAGUCGGCACAAGAUUAUCGACCAAGGUCUGACUUCAGAAGCUGGAGUUGGGUUUGCUAUCCGAUUGUCCAACCUACCCCUCUCUAGAGACUGUGACGCGUCACUGGUACCAGCCCCCCAACCGAGCGUUCUGGACUGCGUGCUGAGGCUUCCCGAUGAGUCACAAGGAACCUGUCUCUUGGAGAUGAUCAUGGACAACUGUCCACUGGAGGGACUCUCAACGAGCGAAAAGGGCCCCACUCGACAUGUGUUGUUUGAGUAUAAGAUUCAGGAGGGGAAGGCACGCAACGCCAGCAACAACAAGGGUGGAGAAGGUGACAGUGACUGGGCAAAGCUUGUGGUUGGAAAGCUUUUGAAUGAUUGGUAUAGUGUUUGCAAGUUGUAUCGACAUGCUGUGGAGUUGGAUACUUUUCUUAAAGAUUCACAAAGCCAUUUUCGUCACAUGUGCCGUGUUUAUUCUUACAACUACAAACAGCUGACACUACAGUACGACCCUGAUAAACAAAGUUUGGUUACUUUCGAAUGGUCCGUGGAGCAGUCUCAAUUCGUUUUGACAUUUGGAUAUUGCGGCUCAAGUCUGAGUGCAAACCCACACAGUUACACCGCCAGGCAUCUGCAACAAGAGUUCAACACUCAUCAGAAUCUGCCGUAUAUUGUUCAGAUUCUUCACGAAACUUUUCGACCGCUCUCGGCCCUAGCAAAACUCAGUAAUAAGCCAGUCCUUGGUAUACAUGUCUAUCGACCCCUCACAGCCUGGAGGAAGUUUACUGUUCUUCCCCAGUCUUCCACACAUGUGCUCCUCGUCUACAGAAACAGUAACGCUACGGAAAUUCGUUUUCAAGCAAAGAACCUUGUCGCCAUCAGAGAUGCCUCAUACAGUGUCGUGGAUCCAAGCAAGGGCAGAGGUCUCCCCCCAACCCCAAAUUUGAAGGUCUUUCUUCAAAUGUACGUAGACGAUGUUGCCAAGACCGGGGGAAUCACUUCUCGUAAUGCUUCAACUACCGAUGACGAGGCCCCUCCUUCGCCUAUUAACAUGGAAACAGACGCACCUGUCAUUGAAGCGCAGUUUACGUCACCGCAGCCGGUGCCUGGCACCGCGAAUCUUACUGCAUCACCCAUGAUCCCUCGCACCUCGCCCCAGGCCCCUGCUGCCUCGGUCAAUGUGCCAUCGCCGUUCUCUGCGUCGCCGAAUGUUCACAGUCCAGGCAAUAUCUAUGGUGUUGGUUCGCCAGGGUCGUGGCCCAUGUCACCUCAGUUCACUGGUAGCGGCCAGGGUUCCAAGUACAGGCCCUCUCCAACUCCUCAACCAAUGCCGUCUGGGACUGGACUAAAGCAACCAACCACUCCGCCCCGACCGCUCACUGCGAGAACGUGGGCUGCCACUGUUCCAACAAUACUGUCUCAUAAAGCGUUGAUCAAGUUGUGCACCCCAGUCCCCGUGCCGUGCUCGGUCAGACACGGCCCACCCGCUAUGGUGUCCCCGCUGGAGCGGUUCCUGUGCUGCAUGCAGUUAAAACGCUAUUUAACGCGGAUCAUCCAAGAUGAAUUGGCGAGUAAAUUAUCUCUACUAAGAAAUGAACUUACAAACGGACUGGCGUUCAAAACAAACCAGCCAACUACAAAUCUCCAGUACUUUCUCAGUAUCGAUCCUUCCUACACUGCGCUGCGACUAAAUGUCAAGCCUCCUCCUGGUCAAGAAUCUUCUUGGAAAGAUGAACUAAGUACUCUGGAGAGAUUCUUUGAAACAAGGGUGGCCUGCCCUCCUUAUAAGACCAGCGCUUUAACAGCUUUCGCUCGACUUCUGUGCGCUCCAGCCAACAUACUCCGAGACUGCAUCAAGAUUAUGAAGUUAGAGUUGAAUCAUGAUCCAAACGUAUUGAAAUGGCGCGUAGAAUGGUGCCUCAGUAUACCCCCCAACGGGCCUGAGAUUGCGCCUCCCGGAACCCCAGCAGUGGUCCUGAAAGGGAAAAUGUUGUUCUUUAUCCAACUCAGCAAGCCUAUACCAUCAUCCCCCACGGGCGAGGAGCAAACAGUUGUAGUUCCCAUUCUCCACGACAUACAGAACAACACCACCCAGCAGGCUGAUGCGCCUCGCCAAGCUUCUUCCGCCGGCUCGGCCAUGAAUUCGAGUCAUGCGGCCAUUGUAAAUUCAACCUUGAGGCGGUGGAACGAAAUAACACCAAGAACAGGUGAAUGUACCAUAUUUCCAGCGGUGUUGGAACUCGCUCGGAACCUCGAUAUUCCUCUGUAGACAGCUAUUAUUUAUUGGACGAUUAAACGCUGUACAAUUUUUCACCCGUUAAAGAAUGACAAAGUCAAAAACUUUACCAUGGUAUCUUGAAAAAUAUAUGGAAGUUCUUUGUAGCAGUAUGAAACUCUGUACUUUUGUGGACUGUAUGUGUCUGUAUUCCUUGAGCGAUUAAAUUACUCUUUUAGCGAAACUAUACAAUUUUUUGAGACAUUUGGAGAGUAGCACUGCAUAGUUGUAAAGCCAUAACAAAGAAGCGGCUGAUAAAGUUGGACCAGAUCGAUCUUGA